AUGGCCAACCUGAUGCUGCUCGUCGUGACGCUGGCGCUACUGAGCUGCGCCGAGUCACAGAUCACCUACAACUAUCCGCACCCGAAGAUACCCUUCCGCCCGCCUGCAGCAAUUCCAAACGCGGCGACCAAGUAUGUGGUGCAAGCCCUUGGACGCACCUACGAGCUGCAAUCGCAGAAGUCGCCAGCGGUCUACACGGCACAUCAAACGUACACGGUGCCCAAUCGUCAGCUGCAGCAACAGCAGCAACCACAGCCGCAAUCGCAGCCGCAGCAACCGUUAGUUGCCAGCUACUACAGACAGCCGCAGCCGGUGGCAGUGACCAGAGCUCAGGUGCAGCCAGCGGUCACUUAUGUGCCACCGCCGCCACCAGCGCAGCCGGAGCAGUCCGACAGCAAUCCACUGCCCUAUGCCGUUGUCACACUGCCCAAUGGCCAGCAAGUGCAGGACGGCGGUCAUGGCAAUGGCCCAGUGCUGCCCGUGGUCGAGCAGCAGGCGGCACCAAAACGCGUUGGCGACUAUAGCGGCCAGUCGCAGAGCGCCAUGCUGGAUGCCUACGACUACAAGCAGUCGGUGGCAGGUGAGUCGCGCGGCUAUAAGCGCCUCGUGACCAACUGCGAGCCCAACGGACAGUGCCAGCAGCUGCAGCUGGAGCCGGGUCAGAUCGAUGCCAACCACUUUGAAGUGCUGAAGAAGGCUCGAGCCAAAACGGUGAGCCUUAAGAAUAACUCCCAGGACAACCAGCUGUCGCAGGCUGCAGAGGCGAACGCCAAUGGCCAGCGGACACCGCACGACAGACGCGCAUAUCAGCACUUGCAUGAGCAGCUGGAUGUGUAUCCCUAUAACUAA
Molecule: messenger RNA, 849 nt
Organism: Drosophila arizonae
Lineage: Eukaryota; Metazoa; Arthropoda; Insecta; Diptera; Drosophilidae
Source: RefSeq, a predicted model, not a curated record